Saccostrea echinata is the source of this 1796-nucleotide messenger RNA. RefSeq lists its product as uncharacterized. The transcript is spliced from 11 exons. The coding region runs from base 105 to 1298 and encodes 397 amino acids. Lineage: Eukaryota; Metazoa; Mollusca; Bivalvia; Ostreida; Ostreidae. The record is from RefSeq and is a predicted model, not a curated record.
ACAAAAGGAAUUCUAGACUCAGUGAAUAAACAAGUGCCGCAGGGGGAUUGAAGAUACUGUAAUCAAGGGUAAAGCAAGAUACUUCACAACCCGCUUUUCCUGAAAUGGACUCUAUUUUGGGAACUCUGCGUCUUUUAUUCCUGUGUCUGGGCUUUAAUACUGGAGGUGCUGUAUAUUAUUGCAAUGUUGCAGAUCCAUGUGCGCAAGCAAAUGCAUCUUCAUUCUUUGAACCUUAUGCAAGAUUUGAAAAUUGUCAGUAUGAUUCAAAAUACGCACCAUGUGACCGUUACAUAACUCCUCAGUGGUACAGAGUAAAUGACGCAAUGCUGACGCAAUGUCCGGAGCUUCUAAGUUGUGGUGCUGUUUACCCUCUUUGGCUAAAAGGGUCCUUGCCGACUGCUAGUGAAGGUAUUGUUGAAAGAAAAGCAUGCAAGGUCGGAUUUUCAUCUUGUUGUUCAAAGGAAUAUGAUGUGAAGAUCAAGCAUUGCGGAUCAUUUCAUGUUUAUUGCCUGGGGGCUCUUGAUUCCUGUUCCGAACGGUAUUGUUUUGGCAAACAGGGUUUAUGUGAAUACCCAAAUACGAACACAAUGUCGACCACAACAACACCAAAACCAACAACACUCAGCCCAACAACGACAUGCUCUGAGGAUCCUUGCAUAGAAAGCAACCUCCAAACAUUGACACAGACUGAAUUUCGCUCUAUGCAUUGUGAAUACAAGCAAGGACAGAGUAACUGCGAUAAUCAUCUUACAACAGGAUGGUAUAAAGCCAGGUUUCCUAUGCUAAAUCAGUGUCCAAAACUUUUAAGUUGUGGAUCAAUAUACCCUGUAUGGAUGAAUGGAAGUGUCCCCAGUACGGGCGAUGGUGUUGUUACAAGAAAGGCAUGCCAAAGAGGUUUCCACAGUUGUUGUUCUAAGUCCUAUGACAUCAAAGUAAAGAACUGUGGCAAAUACACUGCGUACUGCCUAAAGGGAGUUGAUACUUGCCCUUCGCGGUAUUGCUUCGGUGAUCAACUAUGUGAGGAUGAUGAAGAUGAUAAGAGAAAAUCAGAUUCGGAUGACGAUGGGGCUCAUCAGCAUGGAAAUCUGGAAAUUAUUCUCGGCGUGAUACUUGGUGUGUUGAUUCUUAUACUUGUUGUGAUGCUGAUAAUUGUGAAAAAGAGAUACGUUAAAGGGAAUAGUAAAACAGGCUCGACCGUCAAUAUCCAGGUGGCAGGGAAUAAUAUACAGAAGAUUAAUAACCUUGCUUACUCGACAGAAGAUCAUAAGUGGGGGAAUCCUCCUCCAUACAGACCUUGAUAACUAAACAUAAGAAUAUGAGCUAAAAUAUUAUGUCUUAUGUUAGACUGAAUGUGGAAUAUAUAUUACAUUGGGUCAUUAUUAUUAUUCUUUUUUUUUUCAAAUUUGUUGAAAUGAUGGAUAUUUUUUUUCUACUAACAAGAGCUAAUGUAAGCUUGUAAUAUAUAUUUACCAGCUUUUAAAAUAUGUGAAAUAAUAGACUUUCUCGAAUAAGAUCGGUGUAUAUUUGUAUUGCAUGCAGAUUUCCGUGGAAAAAUAGAGUCAUUAACAUUGUGAAUUGUACUUCGUUAUUCUGAAAGGAAUGAAUAUGCCUGAGAAAAUGAGCAUUUUAAACAGGAAGAAGAGGGCGUCACCUUUAGUUUCAUUUAUUUAAGAAAAAAAUCAAAAGUUGUGCGUUGUUUCACACAUAUAAAGUAAUUGCUUUCACACAUUAGAAUGAAUUCCUUAAUUUAAUAUAUGUUUAAAAAUUUUUAAAUGAGCCCUCAAUGAUAAAUUUAC